GGUGGUGCGUACAGCUCCUCUGUCUGCUCCUGUAGUUCAUGUAAUUUUGGCUUUUUAAAACAGCUCUGUGUAUUUCUGUGCCUCAGACUGACCACCGACAUGCGCUUCGCCCCGUUCUCCUGCCCGGAGCGCGGCUCCUGGAUCCAGGGCAGCCAGGACAAGGACUUCUCUCUGAUGCUGCAGGAGAGUCUGCAGCCGGCCGUCUGCCUGCACAGAUACCCGCGCUCUCAGAUAGAGGUCAACGUCAUGGUUCUGGAGAACAGCGGCUCGGUCCUGGCCCACGCUGUCACCUGUGCUUCCAUGGCACUGGCAGACGCCGGGAUUGAGAUGUACGACCUUGUGCUGGGCUGUUCCCUCCGUCAGGACGGCGCCUCCUACGUGGUGGACCCCACGUACCCAGAGGAAAACAGCUGGAAGUCGGGCGGCGGGGAGAAGCGGGGCGGCUUGACGGUGGCCUUCCUGCCGAGUCUGAACCAGGUUUCUGGGCUGCAGUCAGACGGUGAGAUGGCGGAGGAGACUCUGACUGCAGGGAUUCGGACCUGCAUCGAGGGCUGCUAUAAACUGUAUCCUGUGGUCCAGCAGGCCUUAAUGAAGGCCGUUCGCCAGGCCGCUCCGCCACCGGCAGAGAGCUAAGACACCCGGGACCUUCUGUCUCUAAGAACAUUGUCUGUUAUCUCUAUUUGGUCUUUUUUUUUUUUUAAAU
This is a messenger RNA of Cyprinodon variegatus (sheepshead minnow), 703 nucleotides long. RefSeq names its product exosome complex component MTR3-like. Gene Ontology annotation, cellular component: cytoplasmic exosome (RNase complex); nucleolus; nuclear exosome (RNase complex). The annotation marks the transcript as partial. NCBI's taxonomy places the organism in Eukaryota, Metazoa, Chordata, Actinopteri, Cyprinodontiformes, Cyprinodontidae. The transcript has a single exon. The record is from RefSeq and is a predicted model, not a curated record. Gene Ontology annotation, biological process: nuclear mRNA surveillance; poly(A)-dependent snoRNA 3'-end processing; rRNA catabolic process.